Nematolebias whitei (Rio pearlfish) is the source of this 1907-nucleotide messenger RNA. It is a transcript of the gene zbtb22a, whose product is annotated as zinc finger and BTB domain containing 22a. Gene Ontology annotation, molecular function: DNA-binding transcription factor activity, RNA polymerase II-specific; protein binding; RNA polymerase II cis-regulatory region sequence-specific DNA binding. The coding region runs from base 9 to 1907 and encodes 632 amino acids. The transcript is spliced from 3 exons. The record is from RefSeq and is a predicted model, not a curated record. Lineage: Eukaryota; Metazoa; Chordata; Actinopteri; Cyprinodontiformes; Rivulidae. Gene Ontology annotation, biological process: regulation of transcription by RNA polymerase II.
CUGUGACCAUGGAGCCGAACUGCUGCGGUUCUGCAGCUCCGUCCGGUUUGACGGUCCAGGUGUGUUUUCCCGGCGCCCGUGCUGCAGUUCUGGACAAUCUGAACCGGCAGCGUGAGGAGGGCCGGCUGUGUGAUCUGUCCAUCCAGGUCCAGGGUCAAGUGUUCAAAGCCCACCGCUGUGUGCUCGCUGCAUCCUCACCUUACUUUCAUGACCAGGUUUUACUGAAGAACGUGACGACCGUCUCCCUCCCCUCGGUCAUGGACCCAGUGGCCUUUGAGAGCGUCCUGAGUUCUGCCUACACGGGCCAGCUGAGCAUCGUCCACGAUGACAUCGUUAACUACGUGACGGUGGCCAGCUUCCUCCAGAUGUGGCACAUAGUGGAUAAAUGCACCGAGAUCCUGAAGAGACCUCGCUUGUCAGGAGAGGCCACCACCGCUCCGCCCGGCUCUGCGUCCCGCCAGCAGUCACCGAGCAGCACCGACUGCCUGUACACGGAGCGGGAGGCCCGGCGCAGGGACAGGAGGCCCGACGCCUUACCGCCGUUAGCCACGUGGAGACGACCGCAGCAGCUGGGGAGGUGGGGUCGCCCCCGCCCCCCAUCAGAGCUGCACUCAGCUGACUCCCAGCUGGACGGCCUCCAGAGCUAUGUGGAGAAUAAAGAUUUCUCCUGCUGCGACGAGGCAUGGGCUUCAAACCAAAAUACAACCAGCUCUCUGGGUCCGGACGGAGCGGGUCAGAACAGCCGGCACCACGGGGCGGGGCUCGGUGGAGACGGUUUAAAGCAGAAGGUGAAGCUUCAGCUGCGAGGAGCAGAAAGACGGCUGGAAAAGACCAGAGAGAGCGAUGAGAGUCAGGAGGGGAGGAGGACAAAGACGAGAGGGACUGAGGCUGAUGAAGGAGUUGGAGAGGAGGAGAGGAAGGAGGCUCCAAUGGACUUCCUCCUGCCUGACCCUGAGGAACGCCUCUCAGGGAGGCAGAGCCUCCAGGGGAUAAAGGAGAAGGUCCAGAGAGGUUCUGAUGGAGGGGAUGCAUCCUCUGACCCAUCUGGACCAGAUGAAGUCCCGGGCAGGGUCCAGUGGCAGACCGGGUCCUGGGCUCAGAUGGAGCAGAGACCUCAGGGAGGUGAUGAUGAAGAGGAGGAGGAAGAGGAGGAUGUGGACUUUGAGUGUCUUACAGACAGCACCUUCAGCAGGGACACGUACGAUGAGAUCGAGGACGGGACGGGUCAGGUGUCCCAGAGGUCUCUGGUGUCUCCUGACUUCAGCCUGGGGGGCUCAGUUGGGACCUGGACGUCCACUGGCGGGGGUCCGGGAGCUUCUCUGACUGCAGCCUCCAGCCACGUGUCCCCGUCAGCCGCGGCCUUUCCUCCUUCACCUCCAACACCGUCCUCCUCGUCCUCGGCGUCCCUCUCUGGACCCGCUUACACUGGAAAAGUCCACUUCUGCCACUGCGGGAAGGCCUACACCCUGAAGAGCAUGCGGGACCGCCACGUGAAGAUGCAGCACCUCAACCUGCGUCCCUUCGGCUGCCCGGUCUGCACCAAGUCCUUCAAGAUGAAGCACCACCUGACGAAGCACCUGAAGACGCACGGGGGGCUGCGGCCCUACGAGUGCGGCCUCUGCGGCAAGAAGGUGGUCUGGAGGGACAGCUUCCUGAGACACCAGGCCCGCUGCCAGAGGCUCGCCGCCACCGGCAACACGGCGGCGCCGGACGGCUUCGGGUUCGAUGAAGGGGACCUUUUUGUCCCCACGGGAGCAGUGAAGUUGGAGCAGGGGGACUUCCACAGGGACGGCAGGACGGGUGGACCGCUGGAUGAGUCUGGGAUGGGACGGAGCUCGUCCCAGAACCUGGACUCUGUCCGUCAUGUUUUUAAAGAGGAAGCAGCUGAGAGUUUCACCGGGAGCUGA